CAGUGACUGUAGCUUCUCCCUGGUCACACAGCAGUGACUGUAGCUUCUCCCUGGUCACACAGCAGUGACUGUAGCUUCUCCCUGGUCACACAGCAGUGACUGUAGCUUCUCCCUUGUCCCACAAAGACCAGUAAACGAAGAGGAAUAACUGUAGUCUGAAGCUGCUCACACACAGUAUCAUGGAGCCCCCGCUUCCCACCUAUUGAAGUUGGGAACCGUCUUUCCAAAGUACUUUCUGUCCAUCUUCUCUCUGUCCAUCUUCUCUCUGUCCAUCUUCUCUCUCUGUCCAUCUUCUCUCUGUCCAUCUUCUCUCUGUCCAUCUUCUCUCUGUCCAUCUUCUCUUUCUGUCCAUCUUCUCUCUGUCCAUCUUCUCUCUGUCCAUCUUCUCUUUCUGUCCAUCUUCUCUCUGUCCAUCUUCUCUCUGUCCAUCUUCUCUUUCUGUCCAUCUUCUCUCUGUCCAUCUUCUCUUUCUGUCCAUCUUCUCUCUGUCCAUCUUAUCUCUGUCCAUCUUCUCUUUCUGUCCAUCUUCUCUCUGUCCAUCUUCUCUUUCUGUCCAUCUUCUCUUUCCGUCCAUCUUCUCUUUCCGUCCAUCUUCUCUUUCUGUCCAUCUUCUCUCUGUCCAUCUUCUCUUUCUGUCCAUCUUCUCUUUCUGUCCAUCUUCUCUUUCCGUCCAUCUUCUCUCUGUCCAUCUUCUCUCUGUCCAUCUCCUCUUUGUGUCCAUCUUCUCUCUGUCCAUCUUCUCUUUCUGUCCAUCUCCUCUGUGUCCAUCUUCUCUCUGUCCAUCUUCUUUCAGUCCAUCUCCUCUGUGUCCAUCUUCUCUCUGUCCAUCUUCUUUCAGUCCAUCUCCUCUUUGUGUCCAUCUUCUCUCUGUCCAUCUUCUUUCAGUCCAUCUCCUCUUUGUGUCCAUCUUCUCUCUGUCCAUCUCCUCUUUGUGUGAGUACAAAGGGACAGUAAAAACCUGCCACUUUGUCACGAUAGGACGGACAAAAGAGAAACCUGCGAUGCGUUGGCCGGAGAUUUUGACACUGCAGGCGGUGUGUGUGUGUGUGAGUGUGUGUGUGGCCAUGCAGCAAUACCCAGCUGCUUGGUCCCACUAUGACGUGUGUAAGAGUCGGAUCUACACAGAGGAAGGGUUAACGUGGGACUACAUGGCCUGUCAACCAGAAGCUACAGUAAUGACCAAGUACCUGACCGUCAGCCUGGACCCGCCCAAUAUCACCUGUGGAGACCCACCUGAGACAUACUGCACACUGGAAAACCCUUACAUGUGCAACAACGAGUGUGACGCCUCCACAGAUGAACUAGCCCACCCUCCGGAGCUCAUGUUCGACUUCGAGGGACGCAACCCCACAACCUUCUGGCAAUCCAGUUCAUGGAAUACGUUCCCCAAACCCCUGGAGGUCAACAUCACGCUGUCCUGGAACAAAACAAUCGAGCUGACGGACGACAUCAUCCUCACCUUCGAGUCCGGCCGCCCUGAGCAGAUGCUUCUGGAGAAAUCGCUAGACUACGGUAAAACCUGGACCCCUUACCAGUUCUACGCUACCGACUGCCUCGAUGCCUUCACCAUGGAGCCCAAGACGGUCAACGAGCUGACCCAGCGAACCCUCCUCGACAUCAUCUGCACCGAGGACUACUCCCGUGGCUACGUGUGGAAGUAUGAUAAAACCGUCCGUUUCGAGAUCAAGGAUCGGUUCGCGCUGUUCGCCGGACCGCGGCUGCACAACAUGGCAUCGCUGUACGGUCAACUGGACACCACCAGGAAUCUGCGGGACUUCUUCACGGUGACGGACCUGAGGAUACGGCUGCUGAAACCGGCCACCGGGGCCACCAUGGUGGAUGAGAACAACCUGUCCAGAUACUUCUACGCCAUUUCUGACAUCAAGGUGCAGGGAAGGUGUAAGUGUAACCUGCACUCCAACAGCUGUGUGUUUGACAAGGACAAGGGGAAGCUGGGGUGUGAGUGUGAACACAACACAACAGGACCAGACUGCGGCCGCUGUAAGAGACACUACCACGGACGACCCUGGAGCGUUGGAUCCUACCUGCCCAUCCCCAGAGGAACUGCUAACAUCUGUAUCCAAAGCAGUCAUGGACCAGUGCAUCGAGCUAAUGCUUCAUCUCUAGGUGUUGCAAACCGUAAUCAAGCUCAUGUGUGUGACAACGCCAUGCUUCUCUGUCAGAACGGAGGAACGUGCCACCACCAUCAGCGGUGCCACUGUGCUCCGGGUUUCAAAGGCGUCCUGUGUGAGAGGACACGAUGCCAGGUCCUCGGGCCCUGCGAGGAGUACCCCACUGCUGGGCAGCUAUCCCUCCACCACCCUCUCCUCCUGGUCCCUCCAGGUCUGCUCCUCUCCCUACUGCUCCCCCUGGUGGUGAUAUGGUUCUGCUAAGAAUUGUUGUAUUCAUUACAACUGGCCAGUGAACUUUCAACUUGGAACUGAAGAGGUCCACUUGGCCAUAUGGCAGCCAUGUUGUCAUUUUGAAGGACAGCAGGGCAGGACCUAAUGCAAGUACGUUCUGGGACAGCAGAAAGACACCUUAGAUCAGAACCACAGAAAAGAGAAAGGAAUUCAGCCCCGAAGGUCAUGGGAUCAAGCAGGGACACUAAAGGGAUAUUACGUGCCCUGGUCCGUGGUAUAAAUAAGGAACCUUUAUUUAAUGUCAUAAUAUGAUGAUGGCUGAUAAACUGAAUGGAUAGCGAAGAAAUGCUACUUUUGGUCAGAGAGAGACAGACAGACAGACAUAAGUCAACUUAAGGAGCUUAGACAUGGGCUGCGGUAAAUGGCAAUUGAACCAUCAGAAAAUCCGCAUACCGUCUGUAGAGACCAGCGAUCCCGGUUGUUGUCAGCUCGAAUAUUGUCAUUAAAACAUUGUUUGAUUGGUUGACAAGAUGAACGAUGCUCAUCGGUCAACAUUGUGCACCGACCGCUCAAGACUUCAGCUAAUUUAAUCAUUUUGGCGCCUUGAGCUCCAAGCCAGCGGAGCUGCUUACGGAGAAAGCACCACGAACCGCGUCGCUUACAAAUAAAACACUCGUAAUUUUCCAAUAGUGGCGGGCGGAAGUUUAUGUGACCUUCUCUGCUUACCGUGGCCCGUCUGUAAACGCCUUUAUAGUACAAUCUACAAUCUUCAAUCUCACUAUGGUCCUGUCCCAAUUGACACCCUAUUCUCUAUAUAGUACACCCAGUGGGUUCUGGUCAACAGUAGUAGACUGUAUAAGGAAUAUGGGUGCCAUUUAAAGGGAUAGUACACCCAAAUUACAAAAUGACACAUUGGCUAUUUUAUCUUGUAACCAGUCUAUGGACAUGUUAUGAUAGAAAUCCGUGCUUUGGUUUUAAUUCCCUGGCACUGUUUCCAAAUGCUAAGGUUUAUCAUUAUAGUACAAAUUAUUAUUAUUUUCAUUUUUAAAAUUUUUACAAGUCAGUUAAUAAGAACAAAAUCUUAUUUCCAAUGACGGUCUACCCCUGCUAAACCUGGACAACGCUGGGGCCAAUUGUGUGCCGCCCUUUGGGACUCCCAAUAACGGCCGGAUGUGAUACAGCUUGGAUUCCAAACAGGGACUGUAAUGACACCUCUUGCACUGAGAUACAGUGCCUUCAGACCACGGCGCCACUCAGGAGCCCAAAUACCAUGUAGGUCCUAGUAACGAUUUUUUGAAAAUUUUUCGCUCAUCAUGUUUAAAUCAUCCGGAAGUAUAUAAAAUAGAUUUUUGAAGCUCAACAAAGUUACGUAUAGAUGAUAUGAAAAUGAUUUGUGAAAAAUGCUAACAUCAGUACCAGGACUUGUAAGGAUUUGUGCCGAAAAUGUUCAAAAAUAAAUAACAUUUGGAAACUAAACCAAAGCAUGGAUUUCUGUCAAACCUUGUCCCCAGACUGCUUACAAAGUAAGAAAACCAUGAUGUAAUUUUGGAAUUUGGGUGAACUCUCAGUUUAAGACACAUCUAAUGACAACAGAUGUUGGUAUACCAACGUGUGACCUAGAAACAAUGUUGACAACGUUCUCAUUCUUUGGGAACAGAUGAAUAGUCUUCACAGAGGUUAUGCCACUCAAUGUGGGCCAACCAAACUGUAGAAAAAUCACUCUGGAUCUGUCAUCUGCAUUACAAAGUGGUUGAGAAGGCACUCUUGGUAUACAGUGCCUUGCGAAAGUAUUCGGCCCCCUUGAACUUUGCAACCUUUUGCCACAUUUCAGGCUUCAAACAUAAAGAUAUAAAACUGUAUUUUUUGUGAAGAAUCAACAACAAGUGGGAUCAUGAAGUGGAACGACAUUUCCUUGUUCUUCAUGAUGCUCUCUGCGCUUUUAACGGACCUCUGAGACUAUCACAGUGCAGGUGCAUUUAUACGGAGACUUGAUUACACACAGGUGGAUUGUAUUUAUCAUCAUUAGUCAUUUAGGUCAACAUUGGAUGAUUCAGAGAUCCUCACUGAACUUCUGGAGAGAGUUUGCUGCACUGAAAGUAAAGGGGCUGAAUAAUUUUGCACGCCCAAUUUUUCAGUUUUUGAUUUUUUAAAAAAGUUUGAAAUAUCCAAUAAAUGUCGUUCCACUUCAUGAUUGUGUCCCACUUGUUGAUUCUUCACAAAAAAAUACAGUUUUAUAUCUUUAUGUUUGAAGGCUGAA
Oncorhynchus masou masou (cherry salmon) is the source of this 4620-nucleotide messenger RNA. Its product is annotated as netrin-G1-like. The record is from RefSeq and is a predicted model, not a curated record. Gene Ontology annotation, cellular component: basement membrane. Gene Ontology annotation, biological process: substrate adhesion-dependent cell spreading; tissue development; animal organ morphogenesis. The transcript has 6 exons. Bases 1002 to 2393 code for a protein of 463 amino acids. NCBI's taxonomy places the organism in Eukaryota, Metazoa, Chordata, Actinopteri, Salmoniformes, Salmonidae.